Messenger RNA from Maniola jurtina (meadow brown), 7598 nucleotides. RefSeq names its product titin-like. Lineage: Eukaryota; Metazoa; Arthropoda; Insecta; Lepidoptera; Nymphalidae. The transcript is spliced from 5 exons. Bases 267 to 6746 code for a protein of 2159 amino acids. The record is from RefSeq and is a predicted model, not a curated record.
AAUAUCAGUGCUACCACCAUUACUAGUCCAUAAAAUUAUUUCGUACGCAGUCGGUGAAUUUAUUUACAAGUUCUAUUUUGCCACCAGUUUGACACAUAAAGAACAUAAUUCAUCGAAUUUUAAGUAAUUUACUGUAUUAUUCUAGUGGAGAGAUACAGUUUACAAGCAUAUUUUUCGGUAUCAGAAUGUUAUGGUAACAGCCUCUCGACCUAUAAUAACUAUAGGAUAAAGUAUGGUCGUGCGUGUCGUCUGAACGUACAAUAGUGAUGUGUGAACAGAGUGAAAUAAGUUAUUUGGACGGUGAUAUAGUAUGGGUGAAGCUGGGCUCGUGCUUUUGGCCCGGCGAGGUGGUGGGUCCAGAGAAGCUGCCACCAGAUCUGUUGCCGUCGUUCCGAAAGCCCCCCAUAGCUGUUGUGAAGUUCUUCCAAGAAGACUCUUAUGAAUAUGUCAAGAACUUGAACAGCAUCUUUAAAUAUAAUUGUAGCCGCAAGAAUGAAUUCAUCAAUAAAGGGCUAUACAUGUAUAGAACAAAACAUGGUCCCAUGGAGAAGUUUCCGGAAGAUGUGAUAAGAGCCGAGACCGCUGUGGGUGGUGAUAUUAAGAUCUUAACUCGGGAUGAGUUUCAAGAAACCAAAAAAGAAAGCUAUGCUGGCUUGUUUGGGGAUCCGAGGAAGACUCCCUCAUCUUCUAAAAAAGGAAAAGGUAGACUGCCUGAGUCAUCAAAGCUGACUACACCUAUUAGAAAGCUUAAAGAAAAGACAAACUAUAAAGUCCACAUACUGCUGCAAGGUUCUAAAACGCCGAUCCAAAAUCAGCCUACUGAAACUGUUUCAACACCUUCUACCAGCCGGGCUGGUUCUGAACCAUCAGAGAUUCCGGAAAAACCUGCUGAAGAUAAAACCAAGGAGAUGGAAAAGCCAUUACCUUCCACUCCUGUGCCAAGCACACCGACAAUGUCAAGCACAGGGCAAUAUGCCUGCCAUGCAUGCCAGUUUACAACAACCCGCUUAAAUGUUUUAAUUUUACACAACAAAACACACAGUGUUUCAUAUAUUCCAUACACGCCAUCACCACCAGUCAAGAAAAAACCUGUUCACAAAACAUCAAAAUUUACUUCUGUCACCUCUAAAACACCAAAACCCAGAAAGCCGCGUCAAGAUAAGCCAGAAAAAGCACAUAAGAAGUCUCAAAGCCAAAAACGUGCUGCUGAACCAGAGCCUGUACCAGAAGUUAAAAAGCCGAAAACAGAUGAAGAGAUUAAAAGUAGUCUUUUAGCUGAUUGGGAUGACGGUGAUGAGGAAUCAAAUGACGAAUCUUCAGCCACGGUGAUGACAAGGUCACCAGAAGUUCCCGUUGCCGCAGAGUCGCCAGCAGUUCCCACACCUGCCGAAUUGCCUAGCGCCCAAAUCCCUGGCGAGACUCCAACAUCAGAAAACAAGUCAGAUGUUUCUACUGCUAAAGAAAAACCGGAAUCAUCUAGUGAUUCAAAAUAUGAAUUUUGCGAGGAUGAAGAUUGGCCUGUUGAAGCUGAUAUUGGCAGGAAAAUCCCUCGUAUAAAAAAUACAUCAAAGAGGAAAAGCGAAACUAAAAGUCUCAGUAUUGAUGAUGAUGAAAUGGCGAGAGAAGUUGCCGAAUUGCUUAACAAAACAACUGUUCCAGAACUGCCAUCGGCACCUGAACCCUUAAAAGUAGAGGAAAAUUUUCCGGAGCCCUCAGUCGUCAAAUCACCAGAUAAACAGGCUAAGAAAUCACAAGAUCAAAGUCCACCUGAAAAAACAAAAAAAAGUGAGACACCGCCUACUAAAACAAUAUUUAAAACGAAGACGUUUUUUCGGAGCCGACACUCAAGAAGCCAAGAUGCAAUAGGUAAAUAUGUCGCAGAGCAGUUAAAUGCUGCUGAGAGAAUGGACUUGGCAGAAAGUGAAUUAAAUGGUGCAGAUCUAGCUCCUCGACACGAGCUUACAGUUUCGCCUCCGAUUGAACAUGUAAAGGUUGCUCGCUUAGCACCCAAAAUUCAACUAAAAAAAAUGAAAGCUGAAGCGCAACUUCGAGAGAGAGAAAAAUCUAAAGAGGAUACCAUUUUAAACAUUUAUAAUACGAAACUGGAAACAACAAAUGCUCCUGACCAAACUGAAGAAAAAGAAAAUUCCGUGACACCAUUGACAAAUGAAGUAGAGCAAGAUAUGGUAAAAAAUGAUAAAAAACACGAAAAAAAUGAAGAGAAAGAAAUAACAGAUUUACUUAAAUUGGACAAUUUAGAGAAAGAGGUUGAAAUUAAGAAUGGUACUUAUGAAACCACAAUAAUACACAAGGAAAAAGAAUCUACAUCUCAAGAUGAACAAAGCGAGUCAGAACUGAAAACGAAUGAUAAUUCAGUAAUUGAACCAAGACUUGAAACGAUUGAUAAUUCAGUAACUGAACCAAUACUGGAAACGAUUGAUACUUCAGUAACUGCACCGAGACUUGAAACGGUUGAUACUUCAGUAACUGAAACAAGACUUGAAACGAUUGAUAAUUCUGUAACUGAACCAAGAUUAGAAACGGUCGAUAAUUGUGUAACUGAACCAAGAUUAGAAACAUUUGAUAAUUCUGUAAUUGAACCAAGAUUGGAAAUGAUUGAUAAUUCAGUAACUGAACCAAGAUUAGAAACGUUCGAUAAUUCUGUAACUGAACCAACAUUGGAAAUGAUUGACAAUUCAGUAACUGAACCAAUUCUUCAAACGAUUGAUAUUUCAGUAACUGAACCAAGACUUGGAACAAUCGAUAAUUCAGUCACUGAAUCAAGACUUGCAAUAAUUGAUAAUGCAAUAACUGAACCAAGACAGGAAACGAUUGAUAAUUCAGUAACUGAACUAAAACUUGAAUCGAGUAAUUCAGUAAUAAAAUUUAAAGCAAAUGAUCUCGAAAAAUCAUAUGAACCAUUUAUGAAUGAAUCUACUGCAUCUGCUGUCGAUGCACUGUUAAGUGUGUCUAGAGAAGCGGACAGGGUCACCAAAGUAAUUAGUGAUGAUCCCCCAGAAGACCUGUUUGAAGAAGAUAUUAAAGAUAACGCCAGUGUAAAUGGUUUUACUCUCACAAACUAUCAGGCUGUUGAUGAAAAUAAUGAUCAAAAAAUGAAUAUAACAGGUAUCAAAUGUGCUACUGAACAACCUCUUGUUAAUAUAAGUGUUGACACGAAACAAAAUGAGAAUGACAGUUUACUAAACGAGUUGCAAGAAAGGAAUAAUAUUUCCGACUUAAAUAAUAUUCAAGAUACUACUAGUGCUACAGAGACAGAAACCGCAAUUGAAGAGGAUGUAAGCCACACUUUGCCCCCUAAGAUUGGUUUUGAAGAGGUUGUGAUCUCUACUUUACCGUCUAAGAGUGAUAUGAUUUCGGAGCUUGUUUCAAAUGAAAUAAAUAAGUGUUAUGCUACAGAUAACACCCCUUCUGAAUCAGAUCUACAAAUUGCUGAGGCACUUAUUAACUUACCGACAACUACUUUGCAAAAUAAAUCAUCUAUAAACCACCUUGAAAAUAAUACCUUGGCUGUAUCUUCAGAUGACCAUAAAGUACAUACAAAUGAAAAUCCUUUUCAAGAUAUUACUAAACAAAACGUUCUAGAAGAUACAAGAAAUUCUAUUACCACAUCACUCCAAUCUGAUGUUCAUCCUUCGAAUAACGAUAAUAUUAAUUCUCGGUUUGAGACAGAACAAGAGAAAAGUGAAAAUUUAAGUGCUGCAAAAUCUUUAGUGCAGAUGUCUGAAACAAUCGAUCAUAAGAUUAAGAUUCCUGAAAUCGAUCAGGCAAACAAUAAAGAAAUUUUGAGUAUUCUGAAACGUAAAGAAGAUGAUAUAAAUUUAAGUAGUCAAGUGAUCACAAAACCUCAUACUGAAGUAAUCACAAAAGUUAGUAGUGAAGAUCAUAAAUCUACAAAUAUUACUAAUGAGUGUAAACAAAACACAAUUGUACAUUCGUCAAAAUUAUUAAAAAUUCUGGAAGAACCUCGUAUACCUAAAGUAUCCCCAGUGAAAAAACCCGUUACCAAACAAGUUAUCGUCCCUGGAAAAGAAAAAAUUUUAAACUUUGAAGUUGGAAAGCCUAUUUUAAAACCUAAAUCUCAAUCGCCCAAACAAAAAAUUAUUAUUCGCCGGACUGUUCCAAAUAAAACACUUCUAAACAACAUUACUGAAGUAGCAACACCUGACAAAAUUAUUUUAUCUCGUACGAGCAAGCCUACACAGGACGGGUCUCCCAUGCAAACAUACACUAUUCAGACGACGCCAGAGCCUCCUCCCACAGGAGAAGGCAACACUAUUAUCAUACAACAAAAGAUUAGGAAAAUAUCUAAGCCAAUGUCCAAACUGCAGAAAAUUAAACCUCCUCUGCAAACGUCACCAGUUACAGUUGUAGCAGAAAAUAAGAAAACAAACAAAGAUGAUGCAAUGUUUGAUAUCAAUUCCAUGCCCGUUGUGCUCUCUGAUGAUAUUUUGACACCAGAGAGUAUCGAAAAGAUGCCAAUAGUGAUGUCAGAUGGGAAUGUUAUUACUAAUUCAAACAGCCCGCCUAAACUUAUAAAAACUAAAGCUAUCGUUGAAAAUGAAAAGGUUGCUUUAAGCGCAGUGACCACUAAAUCUGAAAUAAAAACUUUAUUAAUGAAUUCAACGAAUGAAGUGAGUAAAGUUACAACACCCAAUAUUCUGUCGAAAUCCUCAAAGUUACGAGGUGCCAAGCCAAUGCUUGUGAUAGAUAAGGUUACCGGGAAACAGAAAAUCAUAAUGACAAAACCUGAACCUCCUGUAAAAGAAAUUAAACAACCCCAAACUUUGAUACAAUCUGCUCCUCAAAGUAGUGUUAAGCCAGAAAAGUUCAUUAUUUUACCUACGCAAAGUUCUCCUCGCCCUGGUAAAACACAGAAAAUAGUUAUCGAUCCACAAACUGGCAAAGCGCACGUUCUCGUUGGGAAAGGAGCAGAACCUCCUUUAAGUGUAGGUGACAAUAAGCCAGUUUCCGCCAAACUUAUACCAUCUGCAUCCGAUGCUAGUGCACCUGGUAAUACUGUUAUGAUCAUUACAAAUGCUCAAGGAGCUCAAUCUAGGAUAGUUCUUACACCGGAACACGAAAAAAUAUUGUUUCCUAAUAAGCAACAAAACGUAUCUCAGCUUAAAACAGUAACGCAUCGUGUGACAUCUGGUGCUAGCUCCGCCCAAAAAUCUGUCGUUUCAUCUCCUAACCAAACUAAGACUCAAACAAAAAUUUUUCCUAAACAGAAAAGUGCUAUUAUUACUUCUAAAGGACAACUUAUAGUAGGCGGACGCAUCGCUACAACGACUCAAAAUAUAGCUCCGUUGCCAGAGAUAAGACCAGCUCCCAAACGAAUACUAGCAGCCGAACCUAAAAGGCUUGUUCAAACUAUACAGAAAAAUUCAUCAGAGCGUUUAAUAUUUCUACAACAGAAAUCUGGAGCGGUUAUGCAGCUAACAGCAGCACAAUUCGAACACUUGCAAAGAACAGGCCAAAUAAUACAGAAAGCACCUCAGGAAAAACUAAUGCUUCAAAAAUCUAUUACUAUUUCUCCCAAUGAAACAGUUGUCGUACCGCCAGUUCCAAAACAGAGAGCGAGAAAACAACCUGUUGAAUCGCCAACACCACCAAAAAAGGUUAAACACGAAAUAGCUAUAGCGCCCGCGCCUGUAGCGCUACCUGCCCUCACACCGUUGUCUAAUACGAUACCUUCUCCUGUGGUAAAUAUUCCCAGCGCACCCAGCAGUGCGUCCGCCACGAACUAUUCGGACUUAGAUAAUAUAGAAGAACUAUUACCCUCAACAGCAAUCGCUAGACAAGAUAUUAGGCCAUCACAACCCGAAAUAGCCGCCGCGCAAACGCCUCCCGCUUCUCUUUCGGACGGGCAACUGCUGGCAGUGCCCGGAGAGCAUUUCGGAGGACCGCCGGGCUCGUUUUAUCUAUGUGUGGAAGAAAAUGGAUCGUACACUGUGAUAGACCAUCGACCGUUAGUUCUUGAAAAUAAUCAGCUCGUGCCUAUGGCGGAGCCGUUGCCGGUGCUCGCUCAACCGGAGCGUAGAGACAUUUUAGAAGCGGCGCUCGCGAAUAGUGACGUCUUCCAUGCUGAAACGCCACGCGACGAUGCACCAGACUUCAGAGAUCUAAACGCCAACGUAUCGGUACACUGUCGCGUCUCCGAAACGAGUACGACACUUAAUCAGCCAAUAAUGACGCCGGUCGAAGUACCGUCGAAAGCGGACAGCGAGCCGGCGAUGCCUUCUACUCUAGAGGACGGGUUAGCUGUCAUCGGGGUCACGCCGCUGACGGUGCCGACGUCGCUCGAACUGCCGAUAACCGUGACCGAUCCACGAAUAGCACCUAAAACCACAGACCCGUUGAGUAACAACAAUUACGGUGCAGCGUUAUUACCUUCGCCCAACACGGAAAUGACUUUCGCGACGUCUGAACAAAUGGAAGUUUCCGUCGUCGGCCCAAUAUCCAUGCCACUUCUUACGGAAGAAGAUGCAGUUGGAAAAUCGAUGCCAAUUUUAACAGAUGAGGUCACAGAAAGGACAAUUUCGUCGGUGGAGUCUACAAUCGGAUCUCCGUCUUCGAUCGACGUGCGGGAGUCCGAGAACGAGGACAGCGGGCAGUGGCCGCGCCGGCUGCUCACGCCCUCCUCCGACACAUCCGAGACCUCUGCCGAGAUCCCCUUGCAGCCUGUGAUGCAGUUAUCCGCCAACGACCUUUCUCACAACAGUUAAAAGUUCAUUUCCAUCCAUUCUUAUUAUUUCAAUUUCGCAUUUCCAUCGUGAAAGUUGAUUAAUUUUGAUGGAUUUAUUAUUAGUGCUAAUCAACUGAUACUAAAGUAUGUGCAAUAGAUUGAUUCAAAGAUGUUUUUCUUUGAUUUAUCAUCUGAAAACUGUACAAAGAGUACCUACAGAAAAUUUCUGCCAAUUUGUUAAACUGUUGAAAUAAAAUGAAGUUUAGUGAAGCUAACCUUGAGGAACGUUGGGGACGUUUAGAACGUGCUGAUGUAGAUGACUAUAUGUAAAUAUAAUAAUAUAUAAUAUUUAAUCAAAUGUGGAUUUUAGUUGUACGCUCACAAUGUCAUGACUUCUUUUAACAAGAUAUAUCAAAUGCAUUAGUGCACAUCAAUUAGAGUAAGUUUUAUGAUUGUAAAUUGAAACUGAAUUAUGUACUGUUGGCUCCCAUGUGUAAUAUAUUAAAGGUUAGGUAUAUUAUAAUAUUUUUAUAACGUUUAGCAAUCUUUUAAAUAAUAAUUAUUAUAAGUAUCCUAAUUUGUACACGAAGUACGACAUAAAUUAUGCUAUUGUGUUAUGUACCCGCAUUUUUUUUUCUAUAAUUAUGUGAAAACUACGUCAAUCAUAAGCGUUACUUUUUAAACCAUUUGGUUGAGAGAAUUCAGUUUAAUGAUAGCUGUAGUUUUAAUGUUAAGUACAAUAUUUGUUGAAUCAACGUUAAAUAUUGUCAAAGGCACAUAUUGAUUUAUUUGAGUGAUCUAUAUCAGAAUCUAGAUCGGAAUAUUAUAAAAAUGGAGUCUUUAGAUACUUCUGUGUAGUUUAAGGUUUUAAUAAAUAAAACUUUAUUCAAUA